AUGGCUAAUGAUGGUGAUGUUGAUCCGUCGCGGCGAAUUGACGAAGAGUUGUGGGCCCAUACGUCCGUGAAGAUAAAUCGAUUGGUGCAAGAGCACUUGCGCCAACAGCAGCAGCCGGCGGUCCCUCGGCCCAUCCAUCAUCAAGUUGUAGUCCCCCGUGACCACCUCGGUGCCCACCAACGGUUGUUCGACGACUACUUAACUGAGGAGCCGUGGGAGAAUGCGAGUGGUAGACCCGGUCACUCGUCGAUACAGAAGUGCACCGCCGCAAUCAGGCAAUUGGCCUAUGGAGGCGCAGCCGACAUGUUCGAUGAGUACCUUCACAUUGGCGAAAGCGAAACUACUGCCCGCGAGUGUCUGCAACAUUUCUGUCGGGCCGUCAUUCACAUAUUCGGGGAUACGUAUCUUCGAAAGCCUACCCCUGACGACUGCCAAUGUCUGAUGGAUGUAAACAGGAGGGUGCACAGUUUUCCAGAAAUGUUGGGCAGCAUAGAUUGUAUCAUUAGGACUGGCUCCACCGCUAGGAAAGGGAUAUACACGACCGGAUUCAAAAGCAAGAAUCCCACGAUGAUCCUCGAAGCUGUAGAUGACUACCGGCUAUGGAUUUGA
Messenger RNA from Salvia hispanica, 609 nucleotides. The record is from RefSeq and is a predicted model, not a curated record. NCBI's taxonomy places the organism in Eukaryota, Viridiplantae, Streptophyta, Magnoliopsida, Lamiales, Lamiaceae.